This is a messenger RNA of Ilex paraguariensis (yerba mate), 564 nucleotides long. The record is from the annotation of a GenBank genome assembly. NCBI's taxonomy places the organism in Eukaryota, Viridiplantae, Streptophyta, Magnoliopsida, Aquifoliales, Aquifoliaceae.
AUGGUGGGCUGGCAGCGACAUUUGCAGUCUAUACUUCGUCAGACUGGGAAAAGAUUAGAGUGCAGUUGCAAUGGUUCAUUCAGCUCUUCUCCUUAUCACUCAAAGGCUUCUCUUGUAAUGGGUGAUAUGCCUUUUCUGCGGAAUCUGCAGAAUUCAACUUCUCCAAGCUUUUCAAGUCCUUUAUAUCAAUAUCUGCAGCAGCUGGGUUUUACCAGCUCAAGUAAGGUACUGGCAGACUCAUCUGAGGCAUCACCAAUUCCUUCUCCAUUGACACCAGUUUUGGCAUUAAAUAGUGGAAAAACUGAAGCCCAAAAAGCAGUUUCUAAACCUUCAAAUGUUCAAGCAAUUCUAAAAGGCAUUAAACAGCAUGUCACAAGAGCUAGUCGAGGUUUGGAACCCUACUUCAAGAGGGACGCCUCACAAGCCGGGCUUUUAGAGAUGAGGCCUUUUGGCAAAACCAAGUCAAUUUUGGGCCACCAAACCCUGCAACUGAUGAGAAGGCCCUAUGGAGUCAAAGAAAGCAUGUACGUUGUCACCGGGAGUAGUCAAGCUUGGAGACCAUAG